GAAUUAUCAAUAUUAUACGAUAUAUUAUGGAUCUAUUAUAAAAAGAAACUUUAAAGUGUCGAUUAGAUAAAAGAAAUGCCUAUAUACCCGGAUUGUGAGGAUGCAAGUGACCCAGAAUGUAUGCCACAUGGUCAUAGAUGGCGAUCAAGAUUUCAAUGCAUAUUGAAUCAACUCCGUGCACACCCGGAUUCCAGCAAACUUGAGAAGUCUGACAUUGACAAGAUACCGUUUGCAGUUUGUACGUGCACCCAGAAACCAAGAGAUGACACUGUGCAACUUGAACCAGAUAAAAGAUGGGAAGAAAUUCCAAUUAAUGAAUAUAAGGCAGCAGAGAAAUACUUUGAAAACUUUAUUGAAAGCCUGGAUAAAUCUUCAGAAUACUACUCCUUAUUAAAAUACCACUUCACUGCCCUCCAGAAACAUGAGGAACUCAAAGAUAAAUCUAGUAGUCAGAGAUUUUUACUUGUAUUCCAAAGGAUACACCAUCUAAAUGACCGAGAACUUCUAAAUAGGCCUACAAGAAGAGCAGGGGGCUCAGAAGAAGAUAAACGCAUCAAGCAGACAAUACACCUAGCAUCGCUGAAAAAGGACUAUGUACCAUUAUAUUGUGGGCGUAAUGGUAGAAACAUGAAAAGGUAUCUGAAGGGCAAAAAGAAAGUUAAAGUUCAACUGGAAACAAGAGACGAGGACCAAGUUUAUGCAACCAUAACCUGUAAAUCUCAGGACCGGGAGAAGAUAGUAGAGAGAUUGACAAAAGAGGCAGAGCUAUUAGCUGAAAGGAGAAGAAUACAUGAUGAAAAUCAAAGAGAAUAUUACCGAAGAAUGGGAUUGGAUGAUGAUAUGGAUACAAAUAGUCAAGAAGAGGAUGAUAUGGAUUCUUGAACAAACAACACUUGGUUCAAAGCUAGCAUUGAAAUGUCGUCUGGACUUUAAUAUGUUUGUAAAUGUAACUACAUGUAAUAAACUGACUAUAGCUCCACAAGAA
Molecule: messenger RNA, 985 nt
Organism: Saccostrea echinata
Lineage: Eukaryota; Metazoa; Mollusca; Bivalvia; Ostreida; Ostreidae
Exons: 5
Coding region: 76-882 (268 amino acids)
Source: RefSeq, a predicted model, not a curated record